Brassicogethes aeneus is the source of this 2285-nucleotide messenger RNA. NCBI's taxonomy places the organism in Eukaryota, Metazoa, Arthropoda, Insecta, Coleoptera, Nitidulidae. The record is from the annotation of a GenBank genome assembly.
GUUGGCCGUGGUCGCGACUGUCAAAUCGCGAUAGGGGAAGUUGUGCGCAUUUGUCAUAAAACAAAACACGUACGCGAGUCAUUUGACGGCAAUUUUGUUAAUUACGCGCAUUUUUGAUAGUGGUUGUGUUUUAAAAAAGUGACAGUGGUAUUUAAAAUAUGGAUAAUUUUGGAUAGAUAGAAAAUGAUGACAAAGAAAAAAAUCAACCGAAAAAUGGAAGUGGGCUGAUACUAAAAUGCGACUUAAAGCUGUCGUCCACAAAAAUGAGUAACAACACCACGGACUUGACAGCGAACUUCGAGUACCAACAGAAAGACCUGAACUGGCACUACGCGGUAUGCGAAAUAUUGGUGGCCCUGUUCGCCGUCACCGGCAACGCGCUCGUGAUCUUUGUGUUCCGCAAGGAGCGGCGACUGAGGCGGCGGACGAACUACUACAUCGUGUCAUUGGCGUGCGCGGACUUUUUGGUGGGCUCGCUGGGCAUCCCGUUCGCGAUUUUAUCCUCGAUAGGGCUGCCCCACAAUCUGCACGCCUGCUUGUUCACAGUGUCGUUGUUGGUGGUUUGCUGCACGAUUUCCAUUUUCUGCCUGGUUGCCGUUUCCGUGGACCGCUACUGGGCCAUUUUGUACCCCAUGGGCUAUUCACGGAAUGUUAGGACCAAGACUGCACUUGUGAUAAUUGGAAUUUGCUGGUUCGCCGGUACAUUCAUUGGGUUUCUUCCAUUGAUGGGAUGGCACAAGGACGCGCCUUUGGACGGGCAUUGUUUCUUUUUGGACGUCAUGGACUACAAUUAUUUGGUCUUCCUUUAUUUUGGUACCAUUAUAACCCCGGCCAUACUCUUGGCCGCUUUUUACGCUCAUAUAUACCAGGUGGUUCUUAAGCAGAUAAGACAAAUUGUCACGAUGAACCCGGACAAAAGCGGAUCGACCAGUGGCGGAACAAUGCUAAGAAUCUUGGGGGCAGCCCAAACCAACGAGGUGAAAGCCACGCAAAAUCUGGCCAUCAUAGUUUUAUUUUUCAUGAUCUGUUGGAUACCAUUGUACACAAUCAAUUGUGUUAUAGCGUUCUACCACGACUUCCACGUAAAUCCCACUUUCAUGUUUUUCUGCAUUAUUUUGUCCCACUUGAAUUCGGCCAUGAAUCCACUUUUGUAUGCGUAUCAUUUAAAGGACUUCAGGUUGGCGUUGAAGAAUUUUUUCCUGAACCUUUUUGACCAUCAACGGUAUUGUGAUCAAAGGAUGGCCCAGCUGUAUAACAACAAUUACAGUCAAUACUUCGCAUCGAGAAAAAGAUCUAGUAACUUAUCAUCAGACAUAAAUCGACUUAAUUUUAAUAGGAGAGUUUCCACAUCAGGAAACCCUGCAAAAUUAUCCAGCAUAGUCAAAAACCCGACUUCAGUAGCAGCGGCUACAGCAGGUCAAAACAGAGACAUCUGGAAUAUCACUGAACAUUCAGAAUCAUCAAAAUCAUCUGAAGAUUCAAUUAAACAAACCGAUAAGAUGAUUAUGAUAAGACCUGCAACUCCUUUCAGGAGUAAAAUUAUCAAUGAAAACAAUUCUGCUUUCAUCCAUUUAGAAUGUGAUGAUGUGUUUCUAGAUGAUACUCUUCCAUUCCACAACACAUCUCUUGAAAAUUUCGACAUAGACAUAGAUCUAUCAGAUAAAAUUAUUAGAAAAACACAAAUUCAAAGUAUCCCAAUGAGAAAGUUGUCCCUGUCUUCCCCUCAGUUAUCCAGAAACCUUUUCAUAGUAGAAAGUGAACGAAAAACCAUUGAAGACUUUAAAUACACCAGCAGAAUCAAAGUGAGCCCUUUCAAAGUAACGAACAUCUUCAAAAAAGGAAGAUUACAUCGGAGUUUAAGUGAUGAGGGUAACGCUUCUUCCGAAAAUUUACAUAGGAAAUGUAAAAAUGGUGUUGCAACUAGGGGCUCUUGCGGCAGCUAGAAACCAAAGUCAAGUUUGUUCUAUAUGUAAUAUUGUUAUAUAAAGUCUGAUAUUUUGUUAAGUAUACCUAUGAUAGCUCAAUUAUUUUUCAAUGAAUGUAAUGUACCCAAAGAUAUUUUUCAUAAUGUUAAUUUUUUAUUGUGAUGUUUAUAUAAUUCCUACUUAACAUAAUGCUUUUUCUGUGACAUAUCCAUUAUAAUAAAAUUAAAGAUGACGGGCAAAGAUUUAAUUCUUCACAUAUACUUUUUUUUUCGAUAAGCCAUAACCAAUAAACUAAUGUUAAUUUAUUAUAAUUACUUUGUAUAUUUUGUUAAAUUUUUGGGGAAAUAUGCGCUUAAAUCA